Molecule: messenger RNA, 4607 nt
Organism: Mytilus californianus (California mussel)
Lineage: Eukaryota; Metazoa; Mollusca; Bivalvia; Mytilida; Mytilidae
Product: zinc finger protein 341-like
Exons: 12
Coding region: 50-2929 (959 amino acids)
Biological process (GO): regulation of transcription by RNA polymerase II
Cellular component (GO): nucleus
Molecular function (GO): DNA-binding transcription factor activity, RNA polymerase II-specific; RNA polymerase II transcription regulatory region sequence-specific DNA binding
Source: RefSeq, a predicted model, not a curated record
UACGUUUCCGCCUAAUUUGCAUACUGAAGUUUGCAGAUCAUUAUGAAAAAUGGCUCAUGCAUUUCUAGAAACGUUCACAGUUGGAAUGGACAGUCAGACUGCGGUAGCAGUGCAGUCAUUGUUAGAGUCCCAAACUUUACCAGAGCCUAUACAGGCCACAGGAGAAGAAGAGGAUGUUUUUCAAUGUGGGAAGUGUAAAAGACAGUUUACUACACUGGGAGCCUUCAUCAAUCAUAAACAAUCUAGAUGUGUACUACAGAGACAACUUAGUGCAAGCCAGAAUGUUAUUAACCACAGCUCAUUACUACAAGCAGUCAAUAGAGCUCCACAACUCAUGCAGGCUCCAUUCUCACAAGCUGCUACACUGCCUGCUUAUGCCACUGUGUCCCAAUCCCCCCUUACACAGAACAUGGUGUUAACUGAUGAACUUAUGUCAUUUGCCAGUGUUGACCAGACCCUAGGAGCAUCUACAAUACAACUUCAACAAGGUGCAGCACUACAAGCAAGUGGACCACUCUUGUCACAAGUUGGACCCUUUAACACACGGACCUCUAAUGUUACAAUAUUGAAUGCCAUCAAUACCACAUCCACACUACCUUCUACCUCUGCCUUUACAAGUACUGUAACAGCCAAUCAGGUUCCACUACAGAAUGUCAUGUUUACUUCCUUACCAGAGAAACCUAUAGCACCAACUGUGACUAAACCAAGUCCAACAAAAGCAGGUAGGAAAUCAGCACAAGCCAGCAUGGUUAAUAAUGCAUCCUCUCAUGAAGAUCCAGCCAUCUUAAGGAGAAAAAAACCUGGCGAAUCUGAAGAUAAGAAAAAGUUACGAUGUCAGUACUGCGACAAAGCAUUCGCUAAAAACUUUGAUUUACAACAACACAUUAGAGCUCACACAGGAGAGAAACCAUUUCAGUGUAUUGUGUGUGGACGUGCCUUUGCUCAGAAAUCUAAUGUAAAAAAACACAUGUCAACACACAAGGUAUGGCCAACAGGUGCUGGUUCCACCUUACCUCAGCAAUCACCAACUCAGGUACAACAGAUAGAGGUUCCAGUAGAACCAACACCACCACCACCAACCUCCGAGGUAGAACCAGAAGAAGACCAUCACACUGUCCAGGGAGAAGGAGACAAAAAGAAACUUUUGGUGAUAGAUAAUUCAUAUAUUUGCCAGUAUUGUAAUGAGAAGUUCAAAUCAUACUUCCAGUUAAAAACACACAUGAUUAAACAUAAAAGUGAACAGGUGUACAAAUGUGUACAGAAAGAUUGCAGUCUCAGCUUUAAAGAUUUAGAUGCCUUUCUACAGCAUGUUAAAUCACAUGAGAAUGAACUACAGUAUAGAUGUCACAUGUGUAAUAAAUUCUUCUCAUCACUUUAUGAACUCGGUGUACACCAGUACACGCACAGUUUAUAUCCCAAUCAUCCAGUUAAACCUGGUCCAAGACAUUUCCAGUGUACCAAGUGCAUGAACAAAUAUUCUUCACCUGAGGCAUUAGAACAUCACAUGGCUACUUCCUCACACUCUCAUCCCUGUCCUUAUUGUGAAAAAGUUUUUACUUGUGAGAGAUAUCUCAGGCGUCAUUUACCAUCUCAUGGAUCUGAAGGUCAGUUCCAGUGUAAUAUCUGUCAGAAGAGGUUUAAAGCAGAACAUUACCUUAAAAUGCAUCUGAUGAUACACAGUGGAGAGAAACCAUUUUCUUGUCAGCAGUGUGGAGCUUCAUUCAACAGGAAAGACAAACUCAAACGUCACAUGACUAUACAUGACACUGCUAAAAGGUUUAAAUGCCCAUUCAAAAGUUAUACAGGUUGUGAUAAAGAGUUCAAUAGACCUGACAAGUUAAAGGCCCACAUCAUCACACAUAGUGGUGUUAGACCUUUUGAAUGUAAAGACUGUGGAAAAACAUUUAGUCGUAGACCACAUCUAAGGGAGCAUGAACGUGGACAUGCAGCAGAUUACAAAUUUAAGUGUGAGUCCUGUGGUAAGGGAUUCUGGAGACCGAAGACAUUCAAAGAUCAUAAAUGUCAACCAUUAAAACCUGGUCAGACACGUGUAUAUGUAUAUAGACAUAGAAACAGAAGGAAAGUUGGGAGGCCUAAGAAACGUAUGAUUACAGUCACUAAAGAUUCUUUAAAUAAGGCGUCAGAAAUAAAUACAAGAAAAAGAAGAAAUAGAACUGUAGUCAGUCAUGAUCAGAGUAGGGAAGAGGAAAUUCAAAGCACUGAAGCUGCUCAAGAACAGGAUCCAGCUGAAAUGCAGAAUACUCAAAGUCGAGGUCGAAUUAUCAUUCAACCACAUGAAGAAGAUUUCAGUAUAAAACCAGAACAAGAUUUUCAGCAGCAGAUGAAUCCACCUGAUAGAUUAAUGGAAGGUGACGUGUCUUCUGUGGAUAAACAGGAUUUCUGUGUCAAGGUCAUACCACCAGAAAAUUUGCUAAAUCAGCAAUAUGUAACAGUGCACAUACAGAAUCCCCAUGCUGGCCAAUCAGAAUUUCAGACACAUCUUUUACCAACAUCAACAGCACAAAUGUUAUCUUCAAAUGUAACUUCAAUGCCAAUAACAAUUAUAGAAACACAGCGAGGAACUAUGUUACCGGUACAUGUGGCAUCUGUUGAAGGAGCCACAGAUGGUGAUGCACUACCACUGCAGGUGACAGCAAUGAGUGGUAUGGGUGUGCAUGGAGCCAUGGUGUCUGGUGUAGGACCCUGUAUAUCUGUGGAAGAAUUGGUUCCAGUUCAAGUGACACUACAAGAUGAUAAUGAUGCUAUGGUGGAUAGUGGUAUAGUUGUUUCAUCUGCUGGUCAGCACCACCAACAGUCAUAUGUCAAUCAACUAGAAGAUUUUGUGGGUUCAGAAGGGGACCCUGUCCUUCAGGGGACAGAGAGUAUACUUAAAGCUCAUGCAGAAAUUCUCCAGUCUGUUCAUCAUUAAAAAAGCAAAUUAUUAUUAGGUCAUAUAUGAAUUAACUAUUUUGUUUCCAUUGGUAUGAAUAAAGAGAGAUGAAGGGUAAAAGAGACAUUUACCUAAGAGAACAUUAAAACCUAAAGACAACUAGAGGUCCACAAAUGCUUUAAUGAUAUAUUGAAUUUAUUUCAUCUGAUUGGCUAUGUUUUAAUUACUUAUUAGAUGAAUAGAUGAUGGGAUAUUUAAUUUAGAAUAAGGUUAACUAUGUGAUACUACUUAUUUAUUUAAAACAAAUUAAAAUGUUUUUGUAUGGAGGAAUUAUAGUAUUUACCUUAUACUUUUAACCAAUUCUACUAUAAUUAAUGAUAAUUUUGUGAAGGGAUAUUGUAAUACAGAAAAGCAUUGGUUUAAAUUCAGUGUGUCAUAUUUUGGCCCUUCCAACAUCCCAAAUGAAAUUAAUUGCAAUAAUUAUUACUGAAUGUAUUGCUUUAACAUAUGAAAUAAGCAAAAUUGACAUGCAAAUUGAUAAUAAUGAUAAACAGUUUAUGAAGGUAAGUCUUGAAUAUGCAUGAAACACUAUCCUAUUAGAAUAUAUAUUAUAUUCAUGUUUUAUAUGAAAUUUUCGAAACAUUUUCAUUAUUUCUUUAAAAGAGAAAUACCUUAGGAAGGACAUUAAUUAAUAGGAAAAAUUCAAUGCAUGCAAUCAAGCAUAUUAUUACCUUGUCUAUUUAGACUAUAUUGACUUUCAAAAGUGUUUAUUAAUUUUUUUUCAGCCAAUUUUGUCAAUAUAACGAAACUAUAAACAACUGUCAUUAUGUGAGUUUAAGCUAGCUAUAAAAUCAGUUGUUACACAGCAUUGUCAGAGCUGUUCAAAGUCAGGAAUAUGACAAUUGUUUCCCAUUUGUUCUGUUAGUUGAUAUUGUAGAACAUUUCAUUUUGUCUGAUUUUAUGGACUUCUUUUUUUAAUAUACCUUAGAGUUCAAUAUUGCAUGAUAUCAGAAAAUAAAAUUCCUUUGAAAGUGCUGGGACUUUUCUUAUUGGUCUUAAACAUUUCUUAAUUUUGUGGAAGACGUUUACCAAGGAUAUUCACGAAACAUGGUAUCCAACAAAUAAUAAUGAAUCCACAAUAUGAAACUUUUUUUUGGUGUUUAAAAACUUUUGUCAGAUAUUUUGACAUAGCAUGCAGAUGAGUGUAUUUGUUAGUUUACAUUUUGUUGAAUAUUUUUUGACAUUUCUGUUGAUAUCAGAGUGUAACAUUAGAGUUAUUUGUUUGUUGGUAAAUCAGUAUAAGUUCAAAGUUGAAAUGUUACAAUAUUUGUUGAAUGGCAUAAACUGCUGACCUGAUAAGUUUGAACAUUAUAGCUUUUCAGGAAAGCCAAACAAUUUCCAUUAAAUUUGAAAUGUUCAAUCUAAAUGCUUAUCAGCUUAUAUAAAUAAGUUGUACUUGUAAGUCUCAAAAUUAAACAUAAGAAAUAAUAUGUUCAUAUCAGAAUAGCAUUAAACAAGUUGAAGCUUUACCCUCACUGUGCUGUCUUCAUUUGUGGAUGGUUGGAACAAAAUCAAACAAAAUCAACUUGCUUUGUACUGUUGAUUUUAAUAAGAUUAAAAAGUUUUCAAUGCCUGUUAUAAUUUACAGAAACUAGUUGUUAAAAUAUUGUAAUGGAUUUUGAUAUACCAAUUAAAUGAAAGAAAUUUACAAAUUUUA